GCAGCGAGAAGCAACAGUGGAAGUAGAAACUGUAGCUGCUGCCAUUAAUUAUCUGUAUCUGUUGUUAACCGUUUGUAGACACCUACGGUUACGGAAGAAGUUAUAGAGAAAGUUAAUGGUGACUUCUGCGCGCUUUAUAAUACAUGAAGAGUGAAAGGGAACAAUGUUUAGAACAGGUAGCUGUGGCUUGCUAACUUCUUAGCUAGCUUGCUAACAGUCAGCUGUUGUUAUGGUUGGGGAGAUAGCUAGCUAAAAAAAAUUAUAAUAGAGUGUUGAGUUUUAAAUUUGUUUAAAUUACCAAACUUCAUCGGACUGUUUAUUUCCGCAUCGACUUUGGACACAUGGGACUGGCUGGUUGGUGUUUAAUGGAGACCUAAAAGGCUGCAUCACUCCGACAGGCUGCUGUAACUGAUCCUGCAGAAGUAUCUUGGGACUCAAUCAGGACUGCUUCAAGAUGCACGACGCUUAUGAGCCAGUUAAUAUUUUGGAAAAGCUUCCCCUUCAGAUCGACUGUCUUGCUGCUUGGGGUGAGUGGCUUUUUUCACACCUUCCUGUCGUUCAUCGGUGGUUGUUUGUCCUUCAGCCUCAACUGUCCCCCAGGACACUAUACGUUGUCUCUCAGUACAAAAUUCUUGUCAGUCUUUUGGAGAACAACAUCCACGUCCAUGACCUCUUGACCUUUCAGCAGAUCACUGUGGUGUCUAAAGCCAAAGGGGCCACACUCAUCGCAUGCGACCUGCAGCAAACAAGUACAGGAGAGCAAAGCCUCAGAAUGUGCGUGGCAGUGAAAAGGAAACUCCAGCUGUAUUACUGGAAGGAUAGAGAGUUUCAUGAGCUGCAGAGCGACUUGGGUGUGCCAGAUAUUCCAAAGUCCAUGGCUUGGUGUGAAAACUCCAUCUGUGUUGGUUUCAAACGGGACUAUUACCUUAUUCGGCUGGAUGGGCGCGGCUCCAUCAAGGAGCUCUUCCCCACUGGGAAACAGUUGGAGCCUCUGGUUGCCCCCCUGGCUGAUGGAAAGGUGGCUGUUGGGCAGGAUGACCUUACUGUGGUACUUAAUGAAGAAGGAGUUUGCACCCAGAAGUGUGCCCUGAACUGGACAGACAUCCCUAUAGCCAUGGAGCACCAGCCUCCAUACAUCAUUGCAGUCCUCCCGCGGUACGUGGAGAUCCGGACCUUGGAGCCACGGCUGCUGGUGCAGAAUGUGGAGCUGCAAAGGCCACGUUUCAUCACAUCAGCAGGGCCAAAUAUCGUUUAUGUCGCCAGCAACCAUUUUGUUUGGCGCCUGGUUCCGGUGUCGAUAGCCAGCCAGAUCCGACAGCUUCUCCAGGACAAGCAGUUUGAGCUGGCGCUUCAGCUCGCAAAAAUGAAGGAUGAUGCAGAUGGUGACAAGAAGCAGCAGAUUCAUCACAUCCAGAACCUUUACGCCUUCAACCUGUUUUGCCAGAAGAAAUUUGAUGACUCCAUGCAGGUGUUUGCUAAACUUGGCACCGAUCCUACACAUGUGAUCGGACUUUACCCAGACCUACUCCCAUCAGACUUCCGCAAACAGCUGCAUUACCCAAACCCUCUGCCUACGCUGUCUGUCGCCGAGCUGGAGAAAGCUCAUCUGGCCCUUAUAGAUUAUCUUACCCAGAAACGCAGCCACCUUGUUAAGCAGCUGAACGACUCUGACCCCUCCACCACGUCUCCACUCAUGGAGGGCACACCGACCAUUAAAAGCCGCAAAAAGCUCCUGCAGAUCAUUGACACCACGUUGCUGAAAUGUUAUCUGCAUACAAACGUGGCCCUUGUCUCUCCUCUUCUUCGACUGGAAAACAACCACUGUCACAUUGAGGAAAGCGAGUACGUCCUGAAGAAAUCCCAGAAGUACAGCGAGCUCAUCAUUCUGUAUGAAAAAAAGGGCUUACACCAGAAAGCUUUGCAGGUUCUGUUGGACCAAUCCACCAAGGCCAACUCUCCUCUGAAAGGCCAUGAGCGAACCGUCCAGUACCUCCAGCGACUUGGAGCAGAGAAUCUGGGCAUAAUCUUCGAGUUUUCCCCAUGGGUGCUUAAGAUCUGUCCAGAGGAUGGCCUGAAGAUCUUUACUGAAGAUCUGCCUGAGGUGGAGACUUUGCCUCGAGACAAAGUGCUUCAGUUCCUGAAGGAAGGCUUUGAGGAGCUGGCCAUCCCGUAUCUGGAGCACAUCAUCUACGAGUGGGAUGAGAAGGGCCCGGAGUUCCACAACGUCCUGAUUCAACUGUACCUGAGCAGGGUUCAAGGCCUGAUGAAACAGUACCUCAACUCGCUGCCAGAAGGGGUUCCUGCUGUUCCUGCUGGGCAUGAGAAAGGUGAACUGGGAAGCUUCAGGAAUAAGCUGCUGUCCUUCCUGGAUAUUUCUACCAGCUACGAACCUGGCAGACUCAUCAGCGACUUUCCUUUCGAUGGGUUGCUGGAGGAACGGGCUUUGCUCCUGGGUCGCAUGGGUAAACACGAACAGGCUCUUUUCAUAUAUGUUCACGUUCUCAACGACACCCACAUGGCUGAAGAAUACUGUCACCGGCAUUAUAACAGUUCAGUGGAGGGAAAUAAGGACGUUUAUCUGUCCUUGCUGCGGAUGUACCUCUCCCCCCCUGACUCUCACUACCUGGGGCCCAUUACGAUGGAGCUCACUGAGCCUAAGGCAAACCUGCAGGCAGCCCUGCAGGUCCUGGAGCUGCACCACAGCAAGCUGAACACCUCCAAGGCUAUUAAUCUGCUCCCAGCAAACACUCAGAUCCGAGAGAUAAGGGUGUUUCUUGAGAGCGUCCUGGAGGAGAAGGCCCAGAUGAAGCGCUGUAAUCAGGUGUUGAAGAGUCUCCUGCAGGCCGAGUUCCUCCGGGUGCAAGAGGAACGAAUCUUCCAUCAGCAGGUUAAAUGUGUAAUAACAGAAGAAAAAACCUGCAGAGUCUGCAAGAAGAAGAUAGGAAACAGUGCAUUUGCCAGGUAUCCUAAUGGUGUGGUUGUGCAUUAUUUCUGCUGCAAAGAUCGCAGCGUCUGCCCCACUGAGCAGUAAGAGCCGCUUCACACUGGGCCUGAUAAACCCCCACCUUCUCCUCCACCCUUUGGACUCGGACAUGUUGGAAGGACUAAUAUAAAUAAAGUAUUGAUUUAUUUUUGGCCUGAGACAUCUCAGAGCAGAGCAGGGCCACAGUUUGAGCCUUUCUCUCGGUACACAUGAAGAAACAUUCGGAAAGACUCUCAAGAGGAAGAGAGAGGUCGAUGCAGACAAUCCAAAACGUGCUUCUGAAACACUGUAAAGGAUUUGUUGCCUUACAGGCAUGAUUAUUGACAGCUGGGAUGACGGAGGUUUGUGCUGAGUAUCUCUGAUUAUCACAGACUGGGCUUUUUUGGUUAGUUCCCUAGAGACCAUUGAUAUGCCAUACUGAGAGCUACAGUACUGUUAAACGCCUUCUGUGACUCUGAAGAUUGUACCUGUGUGAAACAAGAUGUCACUCAUCACUUUCUGUUAGAGUAUAACCAACUUUGUUGUUUCCCUAGAACAUAUCAGUUUUUGUCAUUUAAUAUAAUUUACAAUUCAGUUUUUUUUCCCACCUAAUCUAUACCCAAAUUAACCACUUGUUUUUUAUUUUAUUCAAUUUAAUCAGUUCAAUUGUGGGUUGAGGAAUAGAGUUUAUCACCAUCACUGGUCUGCCUUUGUUAGUUGGGAUCUGUUACAGUAAAUAUAUUUACCAUAGGUUUGGACUGUUUACACAAAACCUAAAAGAAAUAACAUCACCAAGGCUUAUUAAUCAGUUUUAAAACUGUAGCAGUAUUCACUUCAACACCUUUUUAUCAUUUUUUAUUUCCAACUUUAACUGGAAGCUUGAAUUUUUGUGUUUUCUCUCACUAAGAGAGAAAAUGUUAGUCCUGCACUUUAAAUUGAUUCUAUGAUUUUUUUUUUUUUUUAUACUGUAAUUAUACUAAACCUGAGAGGAAGGGUAGAUAUUUGAAGGCAAUAUUGUUCUGAAAUGUGUCUGUUUGCUGUUUCUCUAGUGAGAAGUUCAAGGAGCAGAGAUGUUUUCUUUACUAAAAAUUAAAAAAGCAUGCAGCGUUUGCUGGGUCAUUUCUCCUUAUUUGAUUUAACCUUUAAGCUCACAAAUUCAUAAACAAACAGGUUUUAGAUGCUAAACAUGCAUGGUAACAUUACUAUUGAGAAUGAAACUAAAGCUUUUUAAGUAAGUAAGUUUAAGAUUUGUAUUUUUUUGUUUUCAUCUACAAAAAUGUGAAAUCAAAUGUUCCAUCUGAUAGAAUACAAGCUUAGAAGUUACAAAUACAAGGUUACAGCUAAGAAACAAUAAAAGUAUAAAUCACUAAUUUAAACAAUCAUAAAUUUCCAAGUAUAAAUUGCAAAUAUAUGAGCAUUAAAUUACAGAUUUAAAGCACUGAAUAAGAAUUGUACAAGUUGAAUUUCGGUUGACUACAGUAAACAAAACAAAUGAUUGAUUUAAUAUUGACUUAAAUGUACAAAUGUUGUUACUCAUGUAUCCUUUUUGAGUUAUAUUAGCACAUAAUGGUGUUUGAGGACUGGCCAGCCUCUUAAACAUUUACAUAAAAUUUUUACUGGGACAAAUAUCCCCAUUCUAGACUUUUAAUGAUUUAUUUAAACAUUUCUUCUUUCAUUCAGGAAGGAAUUGAAUGAGCUAGCGGUGUCCCAAUCCAACUUUUUAAUUGCUGAUAUGACAUCAAAAUAGCAGCUUUGAGUUCUGUAUGAUACCAAUAUUGACCCAAUAAGAUAUCAGGACAAAAGAUACUCAAGUUGUUCGAAAGUCAAAAAAAGGCUGAUUAGGUACAACAAGUAUGAGAAAAACGCAUCCCUUUAUGUUUAACUAAUGCGUUGCAUAAAUUUUAUAUUAAAAAGGAAAUUCAUCUGUUGAAUAAAUUAUAAUUUAGAAGACUGGAAAAUUGUGCGAGACAGGUUUUGAACUCAGCAGUAGCUUGUUUUUCAACCUCCAGAAGGUAAAAGCCACAUCGCAGCGUAACAUCUGCUGUGGUGACGGCGCUCUGUGUGCAGGAUACAAGCACGGCUACAUAGAAAUACUAAAGCUGAUUACAUGAUGGAGCCAAGUCCAUCUAUCUGUGCUCAUAUCAGACAUUUUAGAUGCAAGUUGAUAUAAGUUGAUCAGCAGAUCCCUUCUUGAAACAACAUUUUGUUGAAUUUCUAAAAAGAACGAGGUGCAUGAGUUAAAGCUGAUUGAGCAAGUAUACAUGUUUCACUUCACUAUAAUGACCUUUGGAGAUGUUAAUGAUUUUUAUUGGUGAUCAUGUUUGCUGUGUUUGCAGUUUGCUCUGGAAUUUAUGUGAAUUUUCUUAAAUUAAUGGUUAUUUAACGUCUUCAUAUUAGAAUAAAAAAGAAACUGUAUGUGUGACUUUACACACACCUUAAAGACAUUUAAAGCAGAUGAAAAUAAUGCAAAAAUACAUUUAAUAAACAUGAAAUAUGCAAACUGAUAGAAGUAAAAGUAAAAGAUUGCUGACUGGUUAUUGAAAU
Cyprinodon variegatus (sheepshead minnow) is the source of this 5506-nucleotide messenger RNA. RefSeq names its product VPS39 HOPS complex subunit (gene vps39). Gene Ontology annotation, biological process: intracellular protein transport; vesicle-mediated transport; endosomal vesicle fusion. Gene Ontology annotation, cellular component: membrane; cytoplasm. NCBI's taxonomy places the organism in Eukaryota, Metazoa, Chordata, Actinopteri, Cyprinodontiformes, Cyprinodontidae. The coding region runs from base 455 to 3031 and encodes 858 amino acids. The transcript has 22 exons. The record is from RefSeq and is a predicted model, not a curated record.